AUGGCUCAGAAACAAGUAGAAUUUGUGGACAAAGCUCAGAAGAAAAUAGAUCAGCUGGUACAGAAGCAGAUGGGACCACAGAAAGACUACAUUGAACUGAAGAAAGCUAAGAGUGACGAUCAGAAGACUGAACUGGGGAAGACCUCGAACUUCUUUCUCACGUCUCCAGACUACAUUGCUCGACAAGAGAAGAUGGCCCAGACCUCGAACCAGACCACGAGCUUCAAUCUCACGCCUUCAGACUACGUUGUUCAACAAGUGAAGAUGGCCCAGACCUCGGAUUACCUCCCUAGCCAGAAUCCGACAGACCCGGGAUUAGGCUUCUAUUUUCCCGAUUCACAGGACGCUACGGGACUGGAGAUGGGCUUAUACGAUAAACCCCCCUUCGGCGGAGAAGAUUCCCGCAUGAGCAGGGCCGAUUUCGCCAUCAUUACGACCACACUGGACGGUAUUGUCAACCGGAUCAACGUGAUGACCGACGAAAUCGCCAAUCACACCGCAGUACUGGUGAAAAAAAUCGAGGAAUUAGCAGCAACCCGUAAGGACAUCACCAGCAGAAGAAGGAAGGACCCAGUCACUAACCCCUGUUUCACAUGUGGAGAAACGGGACAUUGGUCACCAGAUUGCCCUCAGAAAGUCAAGAAAACUGUAGAAAAGGACCCUUGUUACAAGUGUGGGAAAUUAGGCCACUGGAUCAGCGACUGCCCGAGAGAUGAAGACGAAUUGAUGGCUAUGAUUGGCGAGGUACCCGGCACAAAACCUCCGGUCGUAAGAGAGUACACCCCAUCGGAGAAGUGGAACCCACCACCCCCUAAGAAAACGAUCAAAGAGAUGAGUGAAGGAGAACCCCCUAAAAAGAAGAGAAAGCUGAGCCGCAAGAAUAAAGAAUGA
Messenger RNA from Ostrea edulis (European flat oyster), 891 nucleotides. RefSeq lists its product as uncharacterized. Gene Ontology annotation, cellular component: cytoplasm. The transcript has a single exon. Gene Ontology annotation, biological process: positive regulation of cytoplasmic translation. Bases 1 to 891 code for a protein of 296 amino acids. Lineage: Eukaryota; Metazoa; Mollusca; Bivalvia; Ostreida; Ostreidae. Gene Ontology annotation, molecular function: single-stranded RNA binding; mRNA binding; translation regulator activity. The record is from RefSeq and is a predicted model, not a curated record.